This is a messenger RNA of Penicillium verrucosum, 1581 nucleotides long. RefSeq lists its product as uncharacterized. The transcript is spliced from 19 exons. NCBI's taxonomy places the organism in Eukaryota, Fungi, Ascomycota, Eurotiomycetes, Eurotiales, Aspergillaceae. Gene Ontology annotation, molecular function: transmembrane transporter activity. Gene Ontology annotation, biological process: transmembrane transport. The record is from RefSeq and is a predicted model, not a curated record. Gene Ontology annotation, cellular component: membrane. Bases 1 to 1581 code for a protein of 526 amino acids.
AUGAAGGACGCUCCACUCCAAGGCGAUGAUGCCCGGUUGGCCGCCAUGGGCCAUCGGCCAGAACUCCAACGUAGUCAUUCGACAUGGUCAAUGCUUGGUUUGGCCUUUGCGGUUCUUAAUUCGUGGACUGCGCUUUCGGCCAGUUUGUCGAUCAGUCUUACAUCUGGUGGAAGCACAAGUGACUGGUCACUGCAGGAUUCUGUAAUCUUUGUAUCGCAUGUUCGCUGGCUGAAUUUCUCUCAGCAUAUCCGACAGCCGGUGGACAGUAUCAUUGGGUUGCAGGUCACAGGUCAUACUGACGAAUCGAAAGUCGCGUGGCCAAGUACAGUACCAAUUUUAUCAUGGAUUACUGGCUGGAUCAAUGUGGCAGGCUGGGUUGCCCUCGUAGCCACGAACUCCCUUCUUUCUAGCCAGCUUAUUGUUGGCAUCAUUUCCGUUCUUCACGAGAGCUAUGUCCCGCAACGCUGGCAUCAAUUUCUCAUAUACAUUGGAUUGACCAUUGGCUCCUUCACCAUCAAUGCUUUCAUGAACUCCAUUUUGCCGGUCAUUUACCGCGGUGCUUUUAUGUGGUCGAUUGGGGGUUUUGUGAUUGUGUCAAUUACGUGUCUCGCAUGCGCUGCUCCCAACUAUAACUCCGCUUACUCCGUGUUCUGUGACUUUGUCAAUACAACAGGCUGGCCCGAUGGAGUUGCAUGGCUUCUAGGUUUGCUUCAAGGCGGGCUUGGCGUUACUGCCUUCGAUGCGGUGGCACACAUGAUCGAAGAGGUGCCCAACGCUGACAUCGAGGGUCCGAAAAUUAUGGUUACCUGCGUGGGCAUUGGUGUGUUCACCGGUUCUAUCUUCUUGAUAGUCCUCCUCUUCGUCGCAGGAAACAUGGAAACAGUGACAACCUCCGCAGCCGGUCCACUUCUACAAAUCCUGGUCGAUGCGACUAAAAGCAACGUGGGAGGUAUCUGCCUUUUGAUGUUACCCCUGGUCUGCUUGGUCUUUGCUAUAAUCAGCGUCAUGACCACUAGUAGCCGAAUGAUCUUUGCUUUUGCAAGAGAUGGGGGUCUUCCUGCCUCUCGGUUCUUUGCAAAAGUCCACCCAACACUCAAAUUGCCCCUCAAUGCACUUAUUCUUACUGUUGUUGUCGUGAUCGCGUUCGGAUGUAUCUUCCUGGGAUCUUCAAGUGCUUUCAACGCAAUUAUCUCUGCCUCCGUUGUGGCUCUUGAUCUGUCCUAUGGAAUACCCAUUGCCAUCAACUGUCUCCAGGGACGCAGAUCGCUCCCCGAAAGGAAAUGGAAAUUGCCCACUACACUUGGGUGGUUUGUCGAUCUGGUUGCUUUGUCAUAUAUCGCCUUGACUACCGUCCUAUUCGUCUUCCCUCCCUCAAGCACGGUCACGGGAAGCAGUAUGAAUUACUGCAUUGCAGCAUUUGCCGUUAUUAUCAUCAUCUCCGUGUUCCAGUGGUUUGUUGACGGGAGAAAGAAUUUCACCGGUCCUCGUGUUGACAUCUCUAUCGACGCACUGGAUACCGUGCCUACGAGAGAGGAGCUCGAGUCUAGCAUGCAUGAAAAGGAGCUUGCCGGUCGAGGCUAG